ACUGACGACUGGUUUCCCAUGUGAGGGACGUGUUGGGUGUGUAUUAUUAUUCUUUGAGAGUUUUAAAUUUAGAGAGUGAUCAGAAGUGGAGUAGUCAAAACCGCAUAUCAAUAUCUGACGAAAGAAGCAACUUAAAACGUGGCUGCAUAUUUUGAAAAAUGGCCCGAAGCGGUGUUUUUAGAUGAAAUUCAAUAAGAGCUUAUGACAGAAUUGCCGGAUUUUCGCUAGUGACUGCCUUGUGUGAUAUUUACAGUCGAUCUGCAUUACUGCUUAAAAAAUGUUCCGAGGAAUCAAAUGGAAGAAGAUACUGAAAUUGAGCGCCUACGGUGGUGCAGGAGUGGGUUUGAUCUCUUCUCUUCACGCCAACAACUAUGAUGUCACUUCUGUCGGCAUUGUGCGCUUUGCAAAUGCAGCUAAAGCUGUGCUGGAUAUUUCUGUCUACUACAAGAAAAAUCUGUACAAGACCGAAGUCAAGUUGAUGGACCAGGAGUCUGACGAGUAUUUGAAACUAAAAUCAGAGGUUCACCAAUGGGGUGCAGAACGACUGCUGAAGCUCUGUUGCCUCAACAAAGGUGUAUUUAUUAAAGUUGGCCAGCACAUUGGUGCUUUGGACUACCUACUUCCUGUUGAAUAUGUGAACACUAUGAAGGUUUUGCACAGCAAAGCUCCUAAAUCGUCUUUGAAAGACGUGUACACCGUCCUUCGACAAGAUCUAGGGAAAGAGCCAGAGGAAAUUUUCAAAAGCAUCGACCCUGAGCCUCUCGGUACUGCGAGUUUGGCUCAGGUGCACAAGGCAGUUUUACAUGACGGAAGGACAGUGGCAGUGAAAGUGCAGCAUGCCAGCGUCAGAGGCAACUCAAUAGUAGACCUCAAAACUAUGGAGUUUUUAGUGUCGAUUGUCUCUCGUCUCUUCCCUGAUUUUCGUUUUGAGUGGUUAGUGAAGGAAACAAAGAGGAAUAUUCCUCUGGAGCUGGAUUUCCACAAUGAGGGCAAGAACGCAGAAAGAGCUGACAGGAUUCUAGUGCACUUUCCAUGGCUAUUUGUUCCUAAAAUUUACUGGAACCUGACAACCCCGAGAGUUCUGACCAUGGAGUUUGUUGAGGGAGGUCAGAUCAACGAUGUUGAGUACAUCGAAAAAAGCAAGAUUAAUAAAGUGCAGCUCUCCUCUAGACUAGGAGACAUGUAUUCAGAAAUGAUUUUCAAGCACGGAUUUGUUCACGCAGAUCCUCAUCCAGGCAACAUUUUGGUCCAGGCUUGUAACAAUGACUUCAGAAUCAUUCUCUUAGACCAUGGGUUAUACGCGGAGCUGGAGCCGAAAUUCCGCCGACAGUACGCUCGUUUGUGGUUGAGCAUCAUGAACUUUGACAUGCCUGCAAUCAAGCAGGUUGCCAAUGAUUUGGGAGUUGGUGACCUGUACUGGCUGCUUUCUUGCAUGGUGACUGGCAGGACCUGGGAAUCGAUAUCUGGUGCUGGUGGAAUUACCAAAUCUAAACCUGGCGCCGAUGAGAAAAAGGUCUUCCAGCAACGGAUACCGCAAUUCUUGCCUCACAUCAACGCGGUGCUGUCUCGAGUGGACAGACAGAUGCUCCUCCUCUUCAAGACCAACGACCUUCUGAGGGGCAUCGAGCACACGCUGAAAACCCACGGGAGGAGAGCUGCCCUGCUGACCAUGGCGGCUCGCUGCGUCCAAGCCGAGUACUCGGAGCAGCGGAGAGAGGCGCUGGGCGCCCUGCAGAGAAACGCCAUCACCAUUUGCGAAGUGUGGACCUUGUUCAAGCUGAAAAUUUGGUACUUGAUGCUGAGCAUCACUGAUAUCCUUGGAUUUGCUUGAGAUCGACGCCGUUUUUGCUCAAGACUGAUGUUCAAAACGCAGUUAUUAAUUUAUUCAAAUCAAAACUAACCUCAAAAUAUUUUUGAAAAUAGGAUAUUAAUUUAUGGUAAGGUCAAUGCUUAUAAUGGGUGCGUGUUUUAUGGUACUUGUAUAUUUUGUUAAUCACUAACUAUCUUUUUCUAAAUAUUUUGAAAUAACCGAAAUAACUAAAAUUCCAACCAGAUGAUGUUCUAUAUAGUUACGGAAAAAAUUGUUAACCACAAGUUCAAGUCUCAAGAAAGAAAAAUUAGAGGAACCAAAACAACGCGCAAGAUAUUAUUAUUGUUGUUGUAAAACUACUUUUGUUUGCUUGUUAACCACAAUUAGAUGUUAAAAUUGAAACUAUUUUUGUAAACCGUGAAUGGUAAUAAAACACAUUAUGCAAGACAUGAGCGCAUUAAAUAAUGUUAUCAACUGAUUGAAUAAAAUGAUAUCGAUGUGAUAAGACAGA
This is a messenger RNA of Cloeon dipterum, 2321 nucleotides long. It is a transcript of the gene Adck1, whose product is annotated as aarF domain containing kinase 1. The transcript is spliced from 10 exons. Lineage: Eukaryota; Metazoa; Arthropoda; Insecta; Ephemeroptera; Baetidae. Bases 278 to 1831 code for a protein of 517 amino acids. The record is from RefSeq and is a predicted model, not a curated record.